Molecule: messenger RNA, 771 nt
Organism: Benincasa hispida (wax gourd)
Lineage: Eukaryota; Viridiplantae; Streptophyta; Magnoliopsida; Cucurbitales; Cucurbitaceae
Source: RefSeq, a predicted model, not a curated record
AUGCAGAUCUCUGACUCUAAUAGUGAAGAAGACAUUACCUUUGUCAAAGACAAGCCUCUCACAAGAGUUGAUCGUCGUAAAAUUUUUCAUAAUGUUCUUAAUGUUCCCAUUGAUGGGAUAUCCUUUCAUAGUGAGGACAAUGUUCAGAAAUGGAAGUAUGUGGUGCAGCGACGUAUUGUUGAUGAGAAGGUUUUAUCUGACCAGACCAAGUUCUGUUUGGAAACUAUGGACCUUUUUCAGCAUGUUGGACUUCUCAAGACUGUCCAUAUAAGAGGCACAUGUUUCACCAUUUCUUCUACUAUUAUUAAUGCUUAUCUUGGAUGUGUUGAUUCCCCUCCUCUUGGUAAACCUUAUCCCUCCACUAUGAAUCUUGUUGCUGAGCUUAGAAGUGGUACUCAGUCUGAGUGGCCUCUAUCUGGCCAAUUGUCUUCCUCUACUUUCAGUGUGAUGUAUGCUAUUUUGUUUCAAAUUGGCAUUGCUAAUUGGUGCCCUUCGAUUCAUGGGUCCGGUCUAUCUCCUUCUCCGACCAUUCUUCUGUAUCAGAUUGGAACUUUGUCUACUUUUGAUUUUGGUGAGUUUUUGUAUAUAACCAGCAUCUUCGACAUGAUAACUCCUUUGCUAUCAAGUUACCUAUCUGUUUACUGCACUUUUUCACUGGGUUCUCAUGUUCCUGACAUCGUGCUUAACAUCAACCCUCCCAAGGCUUCGAACAUUCCUUUUCCUGAGGAUUUACAGUGGCAAAUUUGCGAGGGUGAUCUUUUCCUUGUUUGA